Messenger RNA from Neoarius graeffei (lesser salmon catfish), 1754 nucleotides. Its product is annotated as serine--tRNA ligase, cytoplasmic-like. Lineage: Eukaryota; Metazoa; Chordata; Actinopteri; Siluriformes; Ariidae. The coding region runs from base 110 to 1741 and encodes 543 amino acids. Gene Ontology annotation, biological process: seryl-tRNA aminoacylation. Gene Ontology annotation, cellular component: cytosol. The record is from RefSeq and is a predicted model, not a curated record. Gene Ontology annotation, molecular function: ATP binding; tRNA binding; serine-tRNA ligase activity. The transcript is spliced from 10 exons.
UGAAGCAAAGGACAGGCAAUUCUGAAUCAUUCCCCAUUACUGUGAGUCCUGUUCCGGCUGUGUGCACGUUUCUCCUGAUACCGUCUCUUUACAAAAGUAUUGCGGCAUCAUGGUUCUUGAUUUAGAUCUUUUUCGGGCAGACAAAGGCGGCGAUCCAGAAAUUGUGAGAGAGACGCAACGAAAAAGGUUUAAAGAUGUGUCCUUGGUGGAUAAACUGGUUCAAGCAGAUGAGGAAUGGAGGAAGUGUCGCUUCAUUGCUGACAACCUCAACAAGGCAAAGAAUUUAUGUAGCAAGUCUGUUGGUGAGAAAAUGAAGAAGAAGGAGCCAGUUGGAGAUGAUGAAACCCUCCCAGAGGAGGUCCAGAACCUGGAGACACUCACAGCAGACAUAUUAUCAACACUGACUGUGACUCAGAUUAAGAAGGUUCGAGUGUUGGUGGAUGAAGCAAUUCAGAAAACCGACAGUGAGCGGCUGAGGCUGGAGAUGGAGCGCUUUGAGUCCCUGAGAGAGAUUGGCAACCUCCUACACCCCUCUGUUCCCAUUAGCAAUGAUGAGGAUUCUGAUAAUAAAGUUGAGCGCACCUGGGGUGACUGCACAGUGCAGAAGAAGUACUCUCACGUGGAUCUGGUUGUCAUGGUGGAUGGAUAUGAGGGAGAGAAAGGUGCCAUCAUUGCAGGAAGCAGAGGAUAUUUCUUAAAGGGACCUCUAGUUUUCCUGGAGCAGGCUUUGAUUAACUAUGCCCUACGGAUCCUUUACAGCAAGAAUUACACACUCCUCUACACACCUUUCUUCAUGCGGAAAGAGGUCAUGCAGGAGGUUGCACAACUCAGCCAGUUUGAUGACGAACUGUAUAAGGUUAUUGGGAAGGGCAGUGAGCAUUCAGAUGAUACAUCAGUGGAUGAGAAGUAUUUGAUUGCCACUUCAGAACAGCCCAUAGCAGCCUUCUUGAGAGAUGAGUGGCUUAAGCCGGAGGACCUGCCCAUCCGUUAUGCUGGCAUUUCUACCUGCUUCAGACAGGAAGUGGGUUCCCAUGGCCGAGAUACACGUGGCAUCUUUAGGGUUCACCAGUUUGAAAAGAUUGAACAGUUUGUGUAUGCCUCUCCUCAUAACAACAAGUCAUGGGAGAUGUUUGAUGAGAUGAUCAAAACUGCAGAAGAUUUCUACCAGUCACUUGGAAUACCCUACCGCAUUGUUAACAUUGUCUCUGGCUCUUUGAACCAUGCAGCCAGUAAGAAGCUGGACUUGGAGGCAUGGUUCCCAGGCUCUCAGGCUUUUAGGGAGCUGGUGUCCUGCUCCAACUGCACCGACUAUCAAGCUCGCCGCUUACGCAUACGCUAUGGUCAGACAAAGAAGAUGAUGGAUAAGGUAAAGCUGUCUUCUCUAGAGAGAAAAAUGCUCUUAAGAAAGGUGGUGGUACGAAUAAUUUCAUACUCGUGGAAAAUAUUAAUAAUCCAUUUAUUUAUUUAUUUUUGCAAGGCUGAGUUUGUGCACAUGCUCAAUGCAACCAUGUGUGCUACUACACGUGCAAUAUGUGCCAUUCUGGAAAACUACCAGACUGCAGAGGGUGUAACCAUUCCAGAGCCACUCAGGGAGUUCAUGCCUCCAGACUUGAAAGAAAUAAUCAAGUUUGUGAAGGCAGCUCCUAUUGACAAAGAGAUGUCAAAGAAGCAGAAGAAACAAGAGGGAGGAAAGAAAAAGAGGAAGCAAGCCACUGACUUGCAAACAUUAAUGAACAUCUAAUGUUAAUUUCCAU